GGUUUAAAUUGUAGACCCAAAAAAUUGAUAACAUUUUAUUGUGGUGGUUGUCGUAAUGAUGGGACUUUUGGGGGCAGGGUUGCUGUUGGCCGCAAUCUCAUAUGCGGAGUGCCAGUUAGUUGUCGAUCUUCCGAAUGGAAAAAUUGAAGGGUUCCAACAAACCACGUAUACGAAAAAAGUAUACAAUGCUUACCAAGGUAUUCCUUUUGCUCAACCUCCCGUUGGAAAUCUUCGUUUCCAGGCUCCCCAGCCAGCGAAAAAUUGGUCCGGAACGCUAGAGACCAAAGCUUACAGUGAUUACUGUUACAAUAUGGAUUCGGAUGCACCUGAAGAAAAUGAAGAUUGUUUAUAUUUGAACGUUUUCACUCCCAUCCUUAACGCUGAUCAAAAUACGACCAAGUUGCCGGUAGUGUUCAGCAUUUAUGGAGGAGGAUUCAGAAACGGAAAGGCAGGAAUUUCACCACGAUACUGGAUCGACAAUGACAUAGUGCUGGUUUCGCACAACUAUCGGAUAGCAGCAUUUGGGUUCCUCGCUACCGGAGAUACAGUCGUUCCGGGAAAUGCCGGCCUCAAAGACCAAAACCUUGCCCUGCAGUGGACCUACGACAAUAUCCAUCUCUUCGGCGGUGACCGUGAUCGGAUCACUAUCAUGGGCCAAAGCGCUGGAGGAGCAUCCGUCGGCUAUCAUCUUUUGAGCCCCAAAUCUAGAGGUCUUUUCCGGGCAGGCAUAGCUGAAAGCGGCUCGCCAUUGAACACCUGGACCUAUCUAGAAGAUCCAUUGGACUACGCCUUUGAAUUAGCUCAAACUAUAAAUAGCUCGAUCCCGUCGGAUCUAACUAGCGCCCAGCUCUUGGAUUUCUUACAAAGCGUGGACGCCAAAGCCAUCGACAAUGCUCAGGCCAUCAUUAAAACACGACCUGUGAUAUUCACCGAGCCGGAACACGACGGGGCUUUCAUCACAAAACCGAUGUACGAGUCGUUCGAAAGUGGAGAUUAUACCAAAGUUCCCCUCAUUCUUGGCGUCAACUCCGAGGAAAGAAUAACCAUCAUUUCAGACCUGGACAGCGUUGCCAAAUCGGCGGCGCAACGCGACGCCGAUCCUUCGAAAGUGUUGCCGGAUACUUACCACUUGAAGAGCGGAGUGGAUAAGAACGAAGCUGCCGACAUCAUUUACAAGGCUUACGCGGGAGACGCAAAACUGGCGGACCAUUUGGGCAAAUAUGUCAAGUGGGAGAGCGACAACAGAUUCACGAGAGGCGUGAUCAAGCAGGGUCUUUUGAUGUCCAAUUACAGCCCCGUUUACUUUUAUCAAUUUUCCUACGAUGGCGUCAUCGGAGGAUUCAAUCUUACCAUAGCUGAGGCGGACAGAGUUAGCCACGGCGAGGAGCAGAAUUAUCUGUCCACCCCAGGGGCAGUUGGAGAUCUAGAUUCCGGCGACGCUCUAACCCACAACAGGAUGAUCCAGAUGUGGACCGACUUCAUAAAAAAAUUGAACCCCACUCCGGCAAAAUUAGAACUCCUGCAGAACCUCAUCUGGCCUCAGGUAGCUCCAGACUCCUACCAAUAUCUGAACAUUAACGACACGCUCAAGAUAGAAAACACCCCGAAGGCUGAGCAAUUCCUGGCAUGGCAGAACCUCUUCGACACUUACAUGCAAAGACCGUUCACGACGUAUUGAGGCGGACAUUGUUAUUUUGUUGUAAUUUUCGAUAACUCUCAAUAAAAAUACAAC
Messenger RNA from Cylas formicarius (sweet potato weevil), 1732 nucleotides. RefSeq names its product juvenile hormone esterase-like. The record is from RefSeq and is a predicted model, not a curated record. The coding region runs from base 56 to 1678 and encodes 540 amino acids. Lineage: Eukaryota; Metazoa; Arthropoda; Insecta; Coleoptera; Brentidae. The transcript has 9 exons.